This is a messenger RNA of Conger conger (European conger), 1436 nucleotides long. RefSeq names its product translocase of inner mitochondrial membrane 13 homolog (yeast) (gene timm13). Lineage: Eukaryota; Metazoa; Chordata; Actinopteri; Anguilliformes; Congridae. Bases 314 to 601 code for a protein of 95 amino acids. The transcript is spliced from 3 exons. The record is from RefSeq and is a predicted model, not a curated record.
CUAAACCUAGCUGUCGUGAAGGUGUGGAAGAACCAUAGACUGUAGGCAAUAACGGUCUGCUUAGCUAUGCUCAUGUUCCAUCUGCGGAACAUACACACAAAAAAACAUGUCAAUGGGUCGCACACACUGAACUGAAAUACUCGCAUAUGAAUGACCACAGUUCCCACAUUUCAUUGUACAGGAAGUUGCGUACGAUAUCCGGCGCUUUUCAAGGGCAUAGAGCGAUUUGGUGCUGUAGUUACAAUCACGUGUGACUUUUAGUUUGAGUGUUUUGCGCUUACAAAAGGCCACUUUGUGUACUAGACCGAAUAAUAUGGAUAACUUUACCUCCGAUUUUUCCUCGACCGGCGGAUCCGGUAAAAUGGACACCGGUACAAUAAUGGAACAGGUGAAAGUACAGAUAGCAGUGGCGAAUGCACAGGAGCUCUUGCAGAGGAUGACCGAUAAAUGUUUCAAGAAGUGCAUUGGCAAACCUGGGGGCACACUGGAUAAUUCUGAACAGAAAUGCAUCGCCAUGUGCAUGGAUCGAUACAUGGACGCGUGGAACACUGUAUCCAGGGCGUACAACUCCCGACUGCAGAGGGAAAGGGCGCGGAUCUGACCAUCGCAUCGACCCUGUCCUGCUACAGUCCUGUUGAAAUCUUAUAGCAAAGACGCUUCACCGAGGGUGCAAAAAUCAAAACAUGGCAGUCCAAGCCUCCAUGCCGACUUCCAAGCAGACCUCCACCAGUGCAUUGCGUCUGCAGCUGUGGACUGUCUCUGCAGACGUUGUCCUCUUUCAUGAGGAUUAUUUUACUCCUUGAUAUAAUUUUCAAUUCUGUUAACGGGACACUAGUUGUAGAUGUGAUUAAUUUGGAGCUUGAACGGACUACACAAUACCUCGUUGUUGUAUUAUGUUAUGAAAUAUUAUGUAAUGCCUCAUUGUCACUACUGUCUGAAUGCCGUGUGCGUCAGUACGUGCUUCAAGUCUCAGGCUGUAUACACCGGCGCUCUUGGGGGUGAAGGGGUGAAAUGGCUUAUCAUACCAUCUUUACUGUAUAAACGGUCUAAUUCAUGGGGAGAUUUCAGCCACAACUUUGUUUUGGUAUGUGUAACAUCAGUGCCCUAUCCUGCAAGCAUUCCUUUAUCAGGAUACUCACCGGGGACAAAACGUUUUUAUUGCGGUCUUUUCUUUCGUUGGUCACGCUGCCCGUCAGCCACAGUGGCGAGUCGGUUUCCCUCGUGUCCUCUGGGGGGUUAGAGUCGUUGGACUUGAACCAACCUGCCUUGUGUGCUUGGCAUAUCGGUGUUCUGGGAAACUCUUCCCUUUAUUCACUCACUUGACUUAUUUGAGGGACCGUUGGAGAUGCUAUCGGUGAGAGAAAGGUGACUGGAGGACGUGGGUUUUGGUGCAAACGUCUUUUUAAUGUAAGCUAAUUAAAGCCAGGUGUAACAUA